Patiria miniata (bat star) is the source of this 4923-nucleotide messenger RNA. RefSeq names its product leucine-rich repeat and WD repeat-containing protein 1-like. The transcript has 15 exons. Gene Ontology annotation, cellular component: nuclear origin of replication recognition complex. NCBI's taxonomy places the organism in Eukaryota, Metazoa, Echinodermata, Asteroidea, Valvatida, Asterinidae. The coding region runs from base 157 to 3399 and encodes 1080 amino acids. Gene Ontology annotation, molecular function: protein binding; chromatin binding. The record is from RefSeq and is a predicted model, not a curated record. Gene Ontology annotation, biological process: establishment of protein localization to chromatin; chromatin organization.
CACACUUCUUUUUUUCUCUUUUGUGAAGCGACGCGGCGUUCACACUCUCCCGACUUUUUCUUGAACAGAUUGCCUUCUGAAAGUUUGGGUUUUCUGCAAGAUCAGCUGUCAUUAGCUGCCAUAAAUGUAACAGAUCGCUAACAAAUAUCUCCAAAGAUGGCGGAUAGCAAUAAUGGUCAAACUGAGCUAGCACCAACUGAACCCAUCCUUGUACCCCAAGCUGAGGAGUCUGCCCCGGUUCUCGAGGCGGAGCCUCCGAUCCCAGAACCAGCUCCCGUGCCCAGCAUGGAACCUGCUCAACAGCUCCAGGCCGAGCCUGUAUCCCAGGAACCCUCAGAGCUCAUCCCUGAAAUCCCGGCUGAUGGUGCCGUUCCUGUUCUGCAGUCUGAGUGUGUCCCCCAGACGGAAGCCGUCCCCGUGUCACAGGACCAGGUCGCUUACAUCAAGGCGGACAACAUUCCCCCAGAGCUCCUCCCAGAGACCCCAGCCGACGGCGCCCCUGUCCUCCAACCGGAAGCUGAGCCUGCUCAACCCGCCCAGGAGCUGGUCCAAGAUGAAGCUGCCCCCCAGAUGGUCCUGGAUGCUGGCGAUGCAGCCCAGACUGAAGCCGUCCCGCAAGAGCCUCAACCCCUCGCCGAACAGGUUCCUGAAGGCGAACCAGGAGAACCAGUGGAACCAGUUCCUGAGCAGGUGGCCGAGGCCCAAGUCGACCCAACCCAAGCCCAGAAUGCCAUGCCUACCUUGGAGCCCCCUUCCAGCGUGCCCUCCUACAACCCCCAGCAGGCCCCGCCCCCGAUCUCCCCACCUAAGAUUACCUCUUACACGGCGGUUCACACCACGACGGGCAUCAUGCGCUACACCCCAGGUAUCAUGUCCGCCCUGGCCGGUAAGUACUCCAACAGCAGCCAGCUGGUGGAGCAGCUGGUACUCAACUGCGCCGGCUGCAUCUCGCUCUCAGACAUCCGAGUCCUGGAUAUGUCCGGCCGUAAGAUCAUGAACCUGGACCCGGCAGUGUUCUCCCGCAUGCCUGACCUAGAGGAACUUGACCUGUCCUUCAACAAAAUCAAGGGUUUUGAUACCCAAGUUGGACUGAAGAAACUGCGAUAUUUGAACAUGAAGAAGAACGGCCUGAAGAGCGUACUGACCCUGGAACAGUUUUCCAAUCUCGAAGAGCUGAACAUUGAGGAGAAUGACUUAAACCCUCCUGAUCAGUACAUUGCCGUCUACCUGCUGCCAAAACUCAAGAAACUGAACGGUAAAGACGUGGACAUCAGAGACACCAUUCAGACCAUGGAAGAUGUACUCAAAGAAAAGCUGCUCAAGAUCUGGGAGGAGGAGUUUGCGGCCCGCAACGAGAUGCCUCUCAACAAGGCCGAGACCAGGGCCCUGGAGCAAGAGUUUGUCCAACGUCUCAAGGACUGCAUCCAGUACGGACCCAGCUCACUGGUGGAGUUCACCCAUCACAUGCUGACAGUUCUUGCCGAAAAGCACGUGGCCACCCAGACAGCCUACUGGCGCAAGACCGUCCCCGAGCUGAUCCAGGGCUCGACGACUGGCGGCCAGACUCCGGCGUCCGGCAACAAGGUCAGCAUCAAGCUCCCGGUCAAAGAGGAAUCGCCGGCGAGCACCAGCCCCGCCCCCAUGGAGAAAGAGAAAGGGGCAUCGGAUGAGGCCAACUCACUGGCGGCAAGUCUAGAGGCAGCGGUCAUGGGCAAGGUAGCCCAGGCCCCGAAACCAGACCAGGAUGAAGAAACGCCCAUGGAAGAGGACGGGAAACCCGAAGCGCCGGCAGACACACCUGCCACGCCCGGCAAGCCUGCCACGCCCACCAAGCUCACCACGCCCAAGAAGUCCCCAGCCGGGAACCAAUCCCCCGCCUCGGCUAACAAGUCGCCUGCCGCCCAAACUCCAAGCAAGUCGCCUCUGAAGACGCCCAUCAAGGGCCCGGUCAAAGUCAUCGUCGUCAAGAGGCCCGUCCCGCAGGAUGCCGGCGCCACGAACGGGGAGGAGCCAAGUCCGAAGAAGAUCAAGGAGGAAGAUGCGCCGGUCAAGAGGAGGCGAGGAAGGCCGGCGGGCACCGGAGGGAAGUACACCAAGAAAGAGAAGACAGACACAGCGCCGAAACCUAAAGUAACACCUGCCAAAUCAACACCUACCAAAUCAUCAGUGGUGAAUAGUACAGGCAAGAAAGACAAGAAAGUCUCGAGCGGUUACGAGGUGAUCCACAUGCUACGCUGCCAUUCCAUGGAGAAUGACCCCACGGACGCUAAGACCAAUGUCUGGAAGUGUUCAUUUGAGCCCAGCCUAGAAAAACCAGGAACCAGUAAGUGGACGGUUGCUUCAUGCGGAGGCAACACGGUGUGCAUCACAGACUGCAGCACCGGCAAGGUGCUCAAGAAGUACCAACAUGCCAAGGACAAAGAGGAGUUCUACUGCGUUUCCUGGACAACCAUCCCCAUGGAGCUAGAGGAGGGUAACGCUAGCAACGUCAACAUCCUAGCCGUGGCGGGGACGCGGGGCAGUGUCAAGCUGCUCCACACUAACCAGCUGCUGUGCUACUCUGAGAUCAAAGGAGACCGUCGGCCCAGGCCCAUCAACUCACUGCUGUUCCACCCGGAACAUUCUACAUGGCUGCUGUGCGGAUCAGAAGACAUCAUCAUCUGGGACAUUGGCAUACCUGAGGGACCCGAGUACAAAUGUAAAACAAAAAAGCUGUACCACCUUGCAGCCCCCGGUCGCGUGCUGGGCCUCGUUGCACUGCCCUCGACUGACUUCAUCUUGGCCGGAUGCGAGAACGGUUGCUACGGAUGGAGGACGGAUAACAAGCAGCCUGUGGGCAAGAAAGGAAGGCCUCAUGCGGUGGAGUUUCUGCUGCCCAGCAAGGCUCGUCUGGCCGAGGCUAUCAAGGGAGACGACGAAGAGGAAGAAGGCGAGGGGGAUAUGAUUGAUGGACUGGCACUGCUUAAUGACAAACUAGUCGCCAGCAAAGUUGCCUGCGAUGGAGCCAUCCACGUCUGGAACCUGGUGGACGCAGUCAAGAAGAAACCCAACAACAAGGAAGUGGCUGUCACUCCACAGUGCACCAUGCAGUGGUGUGACUCAGACAGUGUCUAUCUGGAUAUUGGCACAUGGCAAGGAUGUGGGUCUCUAGUCAGUGGUGAUGAUGAAGGCAAGAUCUGGGUGUACGACACCUCCAAGCUGCCAGUCAAUCCGGUCAAAUCACCCACCACCAGGAAACCUCAACAUUUACUGUACUGGCCAGACGAGCAGCCCAACGACAACGCCUCCACCUCCUCCAAUGAUCACAUCAUCAUCAACGACGUCGCUAUCAGCUCCGACUGCAAAUACAUCGUGUCAGUCACCAACAGGAACGUCAUUUGCAUAUGGCGUAAAUUAUAGUGAGUCCAUCACGGAAGCCAUAAUUACUGAAGCUGUAGAAAUAUUGAAUUUUUUUUAAACAUCCUGUGAAUAGAUUUUUUCGGUGGGUGGGGGGGGGGGUGUGAAACUGGAUUAGAUUGCUUAAAAUUUGAACCGAUGUUUCCAAUAUCAGUGAACAUUUUAAAAGUGUUUACGUGUAGAUUUAAGUUUUAGAGAGCUGUAAGCAGAAUAUUUUGCUUAGAAGAAUUACUCCUGCUAAGCGUGAAUCAGUUGAGAAUCGUUCAGAAGUAUCACGCCAAUGAGCCAGUUCGGUAUUUCAACUGCGCACAGUGAUAUGGGUCAGGGGUCAUUUGGGAUAAUUAAAUGCACACACGAGCAGAAUGGGCGUUCGCGUAACAUCACGUAACAUCACGUUUGCGAUUUUAUCCCAAAUGACCUUUGACCUGGACUACUUCAUCGAGAUACCGAACGGGCUUAUUUCGGUGGUAUGCUUGUUUUUCCCUGCUAGUAAAGUCAUCUCUGCUGAGCAAAUGGAGACGAGUUUCAGCUCUGUUUAAAAGAGUAAAAUGCAAAAGCCUCAGAAAUGUGGACAUAAAAAUGCUUUCACUUUUUGACAGUUGGUCUGAGCUGUAUCAAUAUAUAUUGUUUACAAAUAUCAUGAACUGUUUUCCUUUUGUUUUGUUGUUUUUGAAAGAAGCCUUUGUGUUUUUGUUUUUUUAUGAAAUGUUUUGGGCUUACAUUGUCGGAGUCUUAGAAGGACUGGAGCAUUGAGACUGGCUGCCAUCUUGGUCAGGUUUCUGGAAUACAAUGUACAGUAAAGAGUGCCAUCGUGUCUGAGGCACCUGUCUAUUUGGUUACAACGCCUCACUCCCUGCCAUGGCGUAUAUGCAAGCGAAGUCAAAGAUGGCUGUCUUUUGGUCUAAAAAAAAAGUACAUAACUUUUUUUUUAUAAUGUACAGAAUAUUGCAAUGGGAUACCUUGAGAAUUUUUAAUGAUUGAAUUGUGCAAAAUUGUGAAUGCUCUCAAAUUUGGAAUCGUGUUUUUUAUGCCGUUGGAUCCAGAACUUGAUUAGAAUUUGAUUAGAAUCGACUGAAUCAGUAAAUUCACUAUAAUGAAAACUGUGAAAAUAAUUUUUUCAUCAUGAAAUGUUCAAUAACAAAACGUGUAAAUGAAUUUUCUUGGGACGCUGAAACUUUUGAAGAUAUACAUGUACAUACCGAAACUUGAAAAAAAAUUAGUCUUUAGAAAUCAUUGUGUCUGUGCAACAACGUCGUAUCUCCUAAAAUGGCGUGUGACGUCAUGUACGUGUAACGCGAGUUUUCAAUGUCAAAAGGUCGUAUCCCAUUAAAGUAACCCGGAUGUACACACAAAGUCAAUGGGCGUUGAGAUGCGACAUUGGGCACGGAACGUAUUCCCGUGAGAUAGAUUUUCUUGAAGAAUCGAGUUACGACCUUGUUGCACUGACGCGACGAAAUGGUCUUUUUCUCCCCGACUUUGAUAGAGAGCAUAGCUGUUUCAAUUAAACCAGUUUUGUUGUUUUGUGAA